Funneliformis mosseae is the source of this 123-nucleotide messenger RNA. The record is from the annotation of a GenBank genome assembly. Lineage: Eukaryota; Fungi; Glomeromycota; Glomeromycetes; Glomerales; Glomeraceae.
AUGUCUGAUCAAAAAGUUACUUUAUUGAUUUCUAAAGUAAAGACACUAUUUUCAGGUUCAAUAGUAUGCAAAGUAUUCUGUCUUUUACUUAGUUGUUACUCUAAAGUAUCAGGACAAAAAUGA